Cladophialophora yegresii CBS 114405 is the source of this 1263-nucleotide messenger RNA. RefSeq lists its product as uncharacterized. Lineage: Eukaryota; Fungi; Ascomycota; Eurotiomycetes; Chaetothyriales; Herpotrichiellaceae. Bases 1 to 1263 code for a protein of 420 amino acids. The transcript has a single exon. The record is from RefSeq and is a predicted model, not a curated record.
AUGGCUCCGUCUCCCUUACGAGACCCCAUCGACUACUCACCCACGACCUCGAGUUUCCUCUCCUCGACCUCCAAUGCGAUCACGUCAGGAUCAGUACGCCGAAAUUUAUUCUCGACGCAUCUGUCGCGACGACCGGCUUCCGGGGCACCACCGCCUCAACUAGACGGGCAAAAUGAGACUCCAGCCUCUCCCUCGCAGACCCAAGCCCAACACCAACAGCAGCAGCAGCAGCAGUACGCGAGCCACCUGCCACGGCUGCGGACCCACCAACGCUCAGCGUCGACUCCAUCACUCUCACCGUCGCCGCCACGCUCAUCACCCUUCCACAAUGCCCUCGAUGGCGGCAGCGCAGCCUUCAUCCCCCCUCCCAUUCCACAACUGUCCCCUCCCACCCGCGCCGCCGUAGCCGAUGGGUACGAUCCGACCGUAUCGCCGAAUCGACCACUCAGCCCGCAUUCCUCCGCCGCACUGUUCCCCAAUCAGUCCAUCAUUGCAUUGAAUCCCGUCACCGGGCGUCCCGUGCUCCCCAAGCUGCCCGUGCUCCCCAGCCGCUUGAGGCUCACAGAUUCAGACGAUGAGACGGGCGAGGACCAAGAACCGCAAGGGGAGCGUGGGGCAGGGGAGGACAACGAAGACGUCCAAGUACAUCAUCAUCAUCAUCAUCAUCACUCCCACGCCGCGGCAGAGGAAGGCUUCUCCGGCGACGAAUUCCACCACUCAACUGUCGAAGCCUCUACUCGCCGAGCAGGUCAUCGCGUAGGACGACAACAUCAGCAUCUGUACGGCCACGACAACGACCACGACCAUGACCACGACCACGAUCAACCACCGCCCUCCUCUUCAAUUCCCAGGGGCCGCACUGCACAUGCACAUACCUAUGACCACACGCACACGCACACGCACAACGACGCCCAAGCCGCGGCCAUGGCUGCCGCCCGGGCCCAAGCCGAGGCCGUAGCCCUGGACGAACUGGACUCCGAGCGUCGCGACCGCGAGCGCAUCGAACGCCUCCUCCGCGAAAUGAUGGCCCGGCAACGGGCUCGCGCCAAGGGCGGCAAAUCCGCGGCGUCGAGCACCGUGGCUGGGGCGGAGGACGAGGACGAGGACGAGGAAGCCCAGGAGGAGAAAGAAGAGCUGAUGGGACUGAUCAUGGGGAGUCUGCGGCGGGAGGUCGGCCGCGCCGAGGACGAGGCGUGGAUGUUUGGCGGGAGUCUGGGCAUGGGCGCCAUGGUCGGGAGGGACGAGGUGGGCGUGUAUGACUGA